Messenger RNA from Ramularia collo-cygni, 939 nucleotides. Its product is annotated as probable ATP phosphoribosyltransferase. Gene Ontology annotation, cellular component: cytoplasm. Lineage: Eukaryota; Fungi; Ascomycota; Dothideomycetes; Mycosphaerellales; Mycosphaerellaceae. Gene Ontology annotation, biological process: L-histidine biosynthetic process. The coding region runs from base 1 to 939 and encodes 312 amino acids. The record is from RefSeq and is a predicted model, not a curated record. Gene Ontology annotation, molecular function: magnesium ion binding; ATP phosphoribosyltransferase activity. The transcript has 3 exons.
AUGGAUCUUGUAAACCACCUUAACGAUAGACUUUUGUUUGCCGUGCCAAAGAAGGGCCGCCUCCACCAAGCCUGUUUGGAUCUUCUUUCCGGCUCGGACAUUCAGUUCCACAGACACAAUCGUCUUGAUAUCGCUCUGGUGAAGAACCUUCCUUUGGCACUAAUCUUCCUCCCCGCCGCGGACAUUCCAACUUUCGUUGGGGAAGGUCGAGUUGAUUUGGGAAUUACUGGUCGAGACCAGGUUGCUGAGCACGAAGCCGCCGUACCACCUACGGAAACCACUGGAGUUGAACAGAUUCUGGAUCUCGAGUUCGGAAAGUGCAAGCUGCAAGUCCAGGUGCCUGAGAAUGGCGACAUUCAGACCCCCGAACAGCUUGUUGGCAAGAAUAUCGUGACGAGCUUCACCCACUUGUCAGAGCACUACUUCCGUGACCUGGAAUCGAAGGCAAAUGGAACCCUGAACGGCGUGGACAGCGCAUUGCAGACCAAGAUCAAGUUUGUUGGCGGUAGUGUCGAAGCAGCUUGCGCUCUUGGUGUGGCGGACGGUAUUGUCGACCUCGUUGAAUCUGGGGAGACCAUGCGAGCAGCGGGCCUCAAAGCCAUUGCCACAGUUGUGGAAUCCUCCGCAAUUCUGAUUCGAUCCAAGCAUCCGUCUGACCCCAAGCUGGUCAACAAGAUCUGCAACCGAAUUCGGGGUGUCAUCACUGCUCAGCGAUAUGUCCUUUGCACUUACAACGUUGCACGCGACAAGCUUGAGCAUGUGAGAAAGAUCACUCCAGGGAAACGGGCGCCAACCGUGAACUCCCUGGAAGAAAGUGGCUGGGUUGCUGUGUCGGUGAUGGUGGAGCGCAAGAACAUUGCGAAUGUCAUGGACUCGCUGACUGAGGAAGGUGCAACUGACAUUCUGGUUACCAAGUUGGAGAACACCAGAACUAGCUGA